Molecule: messenger RNA, 864 nt
Organism: Paramecium primaurelia
Lineage: Eukaryota; Ciliophora; Oligohymenophorea; Peniculida; Parameciidae
Source: the annotation of a GenBank genome assembly
AUGAAGUAUGUUAAAAUGGCUGAUAUUUUUGGAGUAUAAUUUAAAUAAGAAAUACAUAAAGAUGAAAAACUUUAAAAAUCUGUUUUUGGAGGAGUAUUAUCAAUUAUUGUUACUUCAGUUAGUCUAGGUUACUUUAUAUAUAUGAUGGAUUAAUGGAGAAAUUCUAAUAUCCUACCAAAAUCAACAAAUAUCAUAAAGGCUGAAAACUAUUCAUCAAUAUAGUUUAGUAAUGAGAAUCUAUUCGAAUUAUGUUAUUGGAAGUACUAAGAGGAUAUAAUUGAUCCGUUCAGAACCACUGAUAAUAUUUUAAUGCCAAUAGGUAUAUAUAUUAUUGCUGGUAUUCCUUAAAAACCCUUUUCGUUAUUAAGUAACAUAACAACUCUAUCAACUUACAAUAGUAAUUUAUUUUAUGUAGAGAAUCUGAAUAUUAUUUAAAAUAGUGGAUUUAAUCCUUUGUUAAAUUAAACUAAAGAAUUGCUCAUUAUUAUAACAAAAUGUAAAUAAUACUUGCUCUCUGAAAAUUAAACAUGUGCAAGUGAAAAUGAAAUUGAAAACUUUUUCAUUUCAUAAACUAAUAUCUUGAGCUUUUGGAUAAAUACUAAGUAUUUCAAUUCAUAAAGCAGGAUUUUUGAUAUNCUCUUAUCUUCAUAAGGAAGUUCAAUAUAUUCAAGGAAGAAUCUUAUUGGUUAAGCUAAGCCUCUAAUGGCCCAAUAUCCAAGAACGACUUUGUUUUCCAUGUAAUUAUUUAUAUAUGAAAUUAGAUAUUUUAGUAAAAUAAUGGGUCAUAUUAAUUUUAUUUAUGGUAAUAAUAUAAGAUUCAUAUAUUCUUUUUAUUUCUAAUUAAUUAAAAUGGAAAUUUGGUGA